Mya arenaria is the source of this 1646-nucleotide messenger RNA. RefSeq lists its product as uncharacterized. The coding region runs from base 168 to 917 and encodes 249 amino acids. Lineage: Eukaryota; Metazoa; Mollusca; Bivalvia; Myida; Myidae. The record is from RefSeq and is a predicted model, not a curated record. The transcript has 4 exons.
UUCAGUCCGUUAAAAGCGGUAGUCUCUUCAGACAGAUUAAAAACAAAACAAGUUAUACUGAAAGCUAAAAGUUUCAUUAAGCAUUGAUACUAUACUACUAUAGCAAAUAUUUAAUAUUUAACUUAAUAUUCGUAGUAAAUACUGACAAGACAGCGUAUCAAUCUAAAAUGAGCGUGAUUGGAAGGGACGUUUUCCAAGACGUAGGCAAUGGACAACUGAAGAACUGUUGGACUAUAUGUGAACUUCCGAACAUGGAUGAUAAAGCUUGUCGCUUUUAUUGUAAAGAUUAUGUCCACAGUACGACAGCCUCAACUAGAAUCUUGACGGCAUUUUCCACAACGUCCGCAGAAGCUGAAAAUGAAAGUAUACCCCCUUCAGUAAAGCUCGAAUUCAUUAUCCUAAUUAUUAUGGCAUCAGUAAUUCUAUUUGGAAUAAUUUCAAUAAUGUUUUGCUUGGCUAACGUUAAACGCAAAAGGAAAUCCACUAAGAAUUCCACAGACGAGGAAACUGGUCAAAAGCGUCCUUGCAACGUAUAUGUGCACAACGAAACUCCCCAGUUCGUACCUGGCCAUCCAGGUCAAGUGGCGAUUGAUGCCGGGAACCCAGCCUGGGAUCCCUCUGCCACUGAACCAUUACUUCCGGGUAGUAACCGAGAAACGAAUGACAGACUCGAUGUCCAAGAUAGUCUCAUUCCAGACACGCCAUCGGGUGAUGUCAACAACGAUAACGUUUCAACUAAUUCGGACCGGUCCGGUUUGGCACAGUACGGGAGUGGGCUAAACGAUGAAGCGUUUGUAGCGGCAGAACAGUUCCAACAAGACGGUUUAUCUGCUGAUGAAUAUCGUAGAAAAGAGAACGAAGUGAUCAGGGGGGAAAAGGUAACCCAGAUGAGAUUUGGCGAUACAAAACCUAUUUGAUGGUAACACAUUGAAUACCCUGUUAGAGCAGAAACAGUCGCCACCACUGUGCAACAAAUACUUACGUCCAUUUCACUCCGUCCGCACUGAACGAGGAGCAGUCUCCAGCAAAAACGGUGCGUCUCAAGAUAACUAGGACGACGACAAACAACUGAAACUACCACCAAUAGACGACUUCCGUUUAUAAUAUAACGUCCAGAGGUUGUGUGAUUAAAUCGUCAUUUUGUUACACGUUUUGAUUUUUAUUUUUUUAAAUGCAUUAAUAUAUUCGUAUACUUUUAAAUUAGUAGGUCUUGGUCUUUCAAACUAGUUUCUGAAAUAAACAUUGACUUUGAUUUCGUUUUAUGACUAUAUUUUUGUGUACAGCUGUUAUUCAAGCAUUGUAUUCACGAGUCAUUCGACACGUGCAAAAUCACGAAUAUUUCUUAUUGUAUUAAAACCUUUCCAUAUUGCUCACUUACUGGUGUUGUGAUGCCAUGUACAUGUAUAGUACUUUGUUAUUGUUUUUGUGUAACUUUUGGUCAGUAGCUAAGGAAAUAUGUUUUAUGAUAAUUCUCCUAUAACUGCUUAUGUGUCCAAUAUUUAGCCAAAGCAUGUUUAUUCUGAUUAUUUUAAAAAAUGCUUUUGUGCUCAAUAGCUAGACACACAUGUUGUAUUCUAGUUAAUAUAAAACUGUUUUGUGCUCAAUAGCUAGACACACAUGAUGUAUUCUAGUUAAUAUAAAACUGU